Molecule: messenger RNA, 2525 nt
Organism: Tuber aestivum (summer truffle)
Lineage: Eukaryota; Fungi; Ascomycota; Pezizomycetes; Pezizales; Tuberaceae
Source: the annotation of a GenBank genome assembly
AUGCUCACUUCCUGCUCACCGUUCCGCUUGGAGCAGGGCCACGGUCGGUUCUUGCCUGGCCCUGUUUCCCUUUCCGUUUCCGGUCACGGUCACGGUCACGGCCAUCAUCAUCAUCAUCAUCAUCAUCACAGCCGUGGCGCUCGCCCUCCGAGCUUCUUCGCUUCCCGUUCAAACCCCUACGAGAGCCCAUCCUCAUAUUCUCACUCCCGCACCCCUUCAUCGCCCAUCCGUACCACUCGCUCGCACCCGCGCCCUCGCUCAUCGAGCUCCAGCCAGCCAAUAUCCCCCUGCUUGGACAGCUUUUCCACAGCCGCCUGUCUCGGGCCUGUUUCUGAGGAGGAGGAGGUCCCCGUCCCUGGCUUGCAUCAUCACCCUCACCCUUCCUUCCCUGCCCGCCUUAAAGACCACCACCACCGCCACCACCAUAACUACCCCUCCUCCCCCUUGCCUCCCCUCCGCCUUGCCUGCACCACCUCCAAGCGUGCACCCACCUCGCUUCCAUUUUCGCGGACCCGUACGAAUCUUGACGAUUCCAUCUUAAAGCCCAUCGCCUCCACGCCGGAACCUUUAAGCUCUUGGUUUGAGCGUAGGAAAUCGGAAGAGCUGGAGCUGGUACAGAGGAGAAGAUUUCGACCUAAAAUGUCACCACCGCAGCACCAGCAGCAGCAGCAGCAGCAGCAGCAACAGCAACAACAGCAACAGAAGCCGCCGCCCUCGGUGGAUCCUCGACAGUACUGGGGUUACCUAAUAUCCCCGAGUAACCCAACCCAACCCACACCAUUAUUCCGGAAUUUACUGCUCUCGAUUGCAAAUUAUAUUGUAGGUUUGUUCUGUUGUCAUUUUUGCCCGCGAUUAUUCUUUUCCAAGGGAGGGGUUGUCGGGGAAAAUUCGGCUGCUGUGCGUGUGCUGUCCUUUUGUGUUCGGCAAACUGACGAUUCUGGCUUGUGUGGAUCGUAGAUCGAUUACUUGGAGCCGAGAGACAUUCGUUGCCUCACGCCCGAAAAGAUAUCUGGAUUCUACCGAUCGGUCGGUGGGGAUUUGGACGGUAAUAUGACCACCCACUACAGUUGGCUAAGGCCCCAAAUUACCCACGGCUAACCGUUGGGAGGUUCGCAGAACUCUUUCUUGGAACUCCGCCCGAGAAAUUGUCGGGCAUUUACACAACGCUAGGCUGCAAUCACACCUUGCAACCGAUACCCGAUGACGACUUUGUCCCACCGUCCAUUCCCGCGCUCACCCCUCGAGGGUUCGCGAUAUGGCAGACCAUUCAGUUGUUGCUAGAUCCGGAGGAGCAUGUCCCGUACCUGCAGGAGGCCGUGAGGAAGUUUCAGUUGGCUGAUCCCGAAACGGGAGAAUUGUUUCCCAAGAACAUCCCGAGUGAAGCCUUCCCUUCCAAGCCGGAUGAAGAGACGGUGAAAUGGCACGACGAUAUGUUUGAGAAGAAGUCACUGGCUGAGGGUACCGCUGCCGCCGCCGCCGCCGCUACUAUGCCCGGAACUAUGCCUGGGACCAUGCCUGGAAGUAUGCCGCCGGAGGAGCCGUCCUGGAAUGGCUAUCAUCGUGGCAGCUCACACCAGCAGUAUACAUCACCGAGUAGGCCGAAGCGAAGCCGCAGGAAGAGUGGGAGUAGGCAUAGGACUACGGUGGAGGAAGUUGUGGACGACGGAUUGUACGCUAGAGCACCACCGAUAAUCUCUCCAAUGGACCCGUACACUACACAUCACCAUGGACACCGAGCACACACUCACCACGUUGAGCCCUUCAACUCGGACACGGAGAGCCACCAGCACCACGGCUCCCGCAGCCACAGCCAACGCAGGAGAGAAUACCCGGUGUCGUACGUGAGCCAGAACGGCCUUGUAACGCCGUUGGUCCCAACCUACGCUAACGGCACAUCAACACUCAUGCCCGAGGCUACCCACAUGCAGACGGAUGAACUCUCGCCAGCUCUUGCAUACGGACGCGCCCGCUACACUUCCCCGCCGAUAGCGGUAGACCUUACAUCCUCCUGCUCCUCCUCGUACUCGGACCUGCACAACUCCAAUUCCUCCCCAUACCACCACUCCUCCACCCCAUCACCGCGUCACCAUUCCUCCUCCUACCACCCCCAUUCGGCAGCAGCCCCGGCCCCCUGUUCCUCAUCCCCACUCUACCCGGAACCUCACUUACGCAAGUCUGCCUCGGCAUAUUAUUACACCUCCCAUCCGCCCGCGCCCGUGCCCCCCUCGCGAUCCCGUUCGGGCGGCAGCAACCGUGGCCGUCGCCACUCACAUAUGAUCUCGGAUGACUCUGACAGCGGCGAGGAGUGGGUUAUGAGGGGCGGGAGGAUGAGGGAGGAUGACGAGGAGGAGAGGCACAGGAGGAAGAGCGAUCGAGCGCGGAGGGGGAAGGUGGAGAUUGAGGUGGAGUUUGGGCACGAGGGGGAGAGGGACCGUAGCGGUUCCUGGGGGGGAUACGAGAGGAAGAGCAGGAAUGGGAGGUACCCGGAUCGAGGUUAUAGUCAUGGGGGCCCGAGGCCCUUUUUU